Messenger RNA from Micropterus dolomieu (smallmouth bass), 347 nucleotides. RefSeq names its product calcium and integrin-binding family member 2-like. Gene Ontology annotation, molecular function: calcium ion binding. The transcript is spliced from 2 exons. The annotation marks the transcript as partial. The record is from RefSeq and is a predicted model, not a curated record. Lineage: Eukaryota; Metazoa; Chordata; Actinopteri; Centrarchiformes; Centrarchidae.
CAGGAGAACCCGUUCAGAGACAGAAUUGUGGAGACGUUCUCUGAGGACGGACAGGGGAACCAGAGCUUCAACGACUUUGUCGACAUGUUUUCUGCCCUCUGUGAAACUUCACCCAGAGAGCUCAAGAUCAUCUACGCCUUCAAGAUUUACGACUUCAACAGGGACAACUUUAUCUGUAAGGAGGACCUGAAGAAGACUCUGAACAAGCUGACCAAAGGCGAGCUGACCCCAGAGGAGGUCAUCCUGGUGUGCGAUAAAGCCAUCGAGGAGGCCGACCUGGACGGAGACCACAAGCUGUCCUUCGCCGACUUUGAGAACAUGAUCUCAAAGGCUCCUGACUUCCUGAG